ACCCCUUUAUCCACUCUUCAGGACUGACAGACAACUAGACUGGUCCCUCGACUCGGAGUCGGUCGAAGACUUCCUCGGCUCGCCCGUAUUUGAUCCCACAACUGGAUUUGGAGGCAAUGGCCCAUUUGUCAACAGCACUGGCUGGACCAACAUUACCCGACAGAUCCCUGACAAGCUGGGCGGAGGUGAGUUCAUUAUUUGCUGGUGUCCCAAAUUUUCUGACUUUACAUAUAGGCUGCGUUGUUGACGGCCCCUUUGUCGAAAAGAAUUGGAAGUGCAACAUGGGCCCCGAGAAGAACACUGCGUACAACCCGCGCUGCAUGCGCCGCGACAUUGCCCCGUCCUUUGCCAUCUCCAAGCUGAACCAGUCGAGGGUCGACUGGACCCUCGAGGCCGACAGCUACUACGAGUUUGACAUCCGUGUUGAGGGUGGCAUCACGGUCCCCACUCACGGCUACCACGGUGGUGGCCACUUGGGCGUUGGCGGUGACUUGGGCGAGGUUGGCGAUGUCUACACUUCCCCUGGCGACCCUCUCUUCUACAUGCACCACGCCAACAUGGACCGUCUUUGGAACAAGUGGCAGCACAAGGAUUGGCCAGCUCGCAUGAAGGACAUUAGCGGCCCCGACACCCAGUUUGCCUAUCCCUUUGAUUUCUUCGGCGACGUUGCUUACAAGAACAUCACGCUUGACUACGUCAUGAACUUUGACAACCUGGUCCCCAACCGCCAAUACUUCGCCGUCAAGGACGUCAUGGAUAUUCAGGGCGGUACUCUUUGCUACAAGUACCAAGAGUAACUGUUGGCGUAUCGCUCAUGAUGUAGAGAAAAAUGGACGUGACUGAGAUGGAACACAUAGAUUAAUACCCUCGUACUGAAGCAUUCAAGUCAGCGAGUAAUUUAAGAUACAGCAAAUUAAGCUAAUACCCA
This is a messenger RNA of Ilyonectria robusta, 928 nucleotides long. RefSeq lists its product as uncharacterized. The coding region runs from base 117 to 797 and encodes 226 amino acids. Gene Ontology annotation, molecular function: oxidoreductase activity. The transcript has 2 exons. The record is from RefSeq and is a predicted model, not a curated record. Lineage: Eukaryota; Fungi; Ascomycota; Sordariomycetes; Hypocreales; Nectriaceae.